UGGCAUUUAGGUGCAUGCUUUCUGCAUGUAAGAAAUUCAAAUAGUUCUGGUAACUGGAAAAAAUCAGCUCACUAUAAAUAGGAAUAUGCCACCCUAAAUUUAAUGUUUGUGAAAAACCGGUAGAGUCAAUUGAUACUUUAAAUGUCCGAUAAAAUAAGUCUAAAAUUAAGGCACUGUUUUCACUUUGGAGCAUGCCUGAAUCAGUAGAACUUGAGUGUAAACGACAGUGAAGAAACUUUAAAAAUUAAAUUAAGGUUACUGACGUAAUAUCAGUGAAUCCAUUUAAGAGCAAUUAGCAGCUGGACUGCUUCCACAGUGGCACUUGGAAGGCAGAGAAAUACAUCAUUUGGGGCCAGUGCUAUGAGAAGCAAGUUGCAUGCUGGCUAUGAAGGAGUUUUCAACCCUGGGAGAUAAACCAUAUUUUCAAGUAUAGUAACAGUUAAUUUGUGAUGUUAUAAUGCCAAGGUGAAGACUUUGCAUGGCAGUUUUACACUGUAUGGUGAAGGCUUUGGAAUUCCAAAACCUGCAUCGAAGAGUCAGGCUGCAGAUGUUGGAAUGGCUGCUCAGAGACACUGCACAAAUUGCCACUUCAUUCACUACAUGAUUAAGAAUGACUGCCUUUUGUGUGAUGAAACUUCUGUGUCAAGCAACCAGAAACGAGCAGAGAUACACAAAAAGAUUCUGUGGUACUCUUCUUACACAAACACAACUGAAGAGGGUCUUCUCUCCAUUCUGGAUGGUCGUGUCUGACCCUACAAAGUCAACAGUAUUUGGACUUACACAACCAUUUUGUACAGCUAAAAAAUCUCCCAAGGAGCCGAAAACGGCAUUUGGAAGCGUUGGGCGAAGAAUUCCUUAUCGGAUAUUGCACGUCAUCAACCAGGAUGGAGAGAGCUUAGGAAAUAUGCACCGAGCUGAGGCACUCAAACUUAUGGAUCAACAUGACCUGAAACUAGUUCUUCUGCGUGAGAAUGAAGAACCUCCUGUAUAUAGACUAAUGACUGGGCAGCAGAUUCAUGAAGAACAGCUGAAACGUGCAGAGAAGAAAAAAUCAAGUUCAAAAUCAGAGAUGGUUCGGAAGGAGUUGUCCUUUUCUUCAGCUAUUGCCAAGAACGACUUAGACACCAAGACUAAACAGAUAGCCCAGUGGAUUGAAAAGAAAUACCAAGUUAAAAUUACCAUCCGGCAAGCAAAAGACAGCAAUACAGACAUGUUCAUGCUUUUUGAUCAGAUUUUGGAGACUGUGUCUGAGAAAGCUACUUACCUUUCCAAGCCAAAAAUUACUAGAGAAGGAGUGAGCACCUGUAUUUUGAGACACAUGUCUGACAAAGAGCUGAAAGCAUACCAGAAGAUGGAAAACCAGAAAAACAGUACAGAAAAGAAAGAUGAAAAUGAAGAUCUGAAAUCAAAUGAGUUGCAUCAGUGACUUUAUAAAAAAGUAUAAACAAUCUCUUACUUAAAAACAAACACAACCCUAUAAAUAUAAUAAAAGUAUUGUUGAACUUUA
Pezoporus occidentalis (night parrot) is the source of this 1507-nucleotide messenger RNA. RefSeq names its product mitochondrial translational initiation factor 3 (gene MTIF3). The record is from RefSeq and is a predicted model, not a curated record. NCBI's taxonomy places the organism in Eukaryota, Metazoa, Chordata, Aves, Psittaciformes, Psittacidae. Gene Ontology annotation, cellular component: mitochondrion. Gene Ontology annotation, molecular function: translation initiation factor activity; ribosome binding. The coding region runs from base 611 to 1426 and encodes 271 amino acids. Gene Ontology annotation, biological process: mitochondrial translational initiation; ribosome disassembly. The transcript has 4 exons.